Messenger RNA from Perca fluviatilis (European perch), 3361 nucleotides. RefSeq names its product neural retina leucine zipper (gene nrl). Gene Ontology annotation, molecular function: RNA polymerase II cis-regulatory region sequence-specific DNA binding; DNA-binding transcription factor activity, RNA polymerase II-specific. Gene Ontology annotation, biological process: regulation of transcription by RNA polymerase II. NCBI's taxonomy places the organism in Eukaryota, Metazoa, Chordata, Actinopteri, Perciformes, Percidae. Gene Ontology annotation, cellular component: nucleus. The record is from RefSeq and is a predicted model, not a curated record. The transcript has 5 exons. Bases 484 to 1767 code for a protein of 427 amino acids.
GGGGUUUGUAGAGGGGAGAGAGAGAGAAAGAAAGGGGGCAGUGGCACUCAGUGACAGAGUGCUAUACACAAUCGCAUGCACACACACACACACACACAGACACACACACGCACACUCUCUGUUUCCUCUGUGUCUCUUUCCAAACGUGUCAGUCAACCAGUCAGUUGAUUAUUUUUGUGUGUGUGCGUGUGGUGGGGGAAUGUUAAAAAGAGCUCGAAACCAUCCUUCAUCUCUAUGACCGACGACCCUUUCUUUUUAUACCAUCUUUCCUUCAGGACAAAAGAAACAGAGACAAGGACAACGGGACGUAAAGUUUCUCACAGAGGAGACUCGCCCAGCAGUCUACUUCCUGACACCAACGCUGCUGCUGUCUAUGAGCUGCACUGAGGCAGAGGAGUGGACUUUCCAACAAUCCUGACACACGGAACCACCCUGUUGAAGCUCCCGGCAGCAGCAGCAGCAGCAGCAGCAGUAGCAGACGCCAUGUCCUCUCCCUCCCUCCCCAUGCCCCCUCUCCCCCCCAGCCCUCUAGCCAUGGAGUACCUAAACGACUUUGACCUCCUCAAGUUUGAGGUGAAAUCUGACACUCCUCCGCUCGCUCCACCAUGUGUGUAUCCCAAAUCUGGCCUCCCCCAAGACCCCUCCAGCUCUCCGUACACCAGCCACCCUCCCCAGGACUCCAGUUUGAGCUCCAGCCCUUACAACUCCCUGCCGCCCUCGCCGACGCUCAGCGACGCCCACCCACCGCCUUCGGGCUCUUCCUCCCUCUCUUCGUCAUCCUCCUCCAUCUCCUUCCCUCUCUCCAUCUCCAACAGCUUCACCUCCGGCAUCAGCUCCGGCUCUCAGGGGAACGUGGAAGGCAGCCCGUCCCACGGCGGGCCUCAGGGUCCCACCCCGGCCUCGCUGGAGGACCUCAUCUGGCUGGCAGCGCUGCAGCAACAGUUUGGAGGGGAGGUGACAGGGCCAGCCACUUUGCUGGGAGCCCUGGGAGGAGUGCCAGAGAGAGGGGACAGAGAGAAGGGGCCCACCAAUGGCUUUCCGGGCUGUGAGGAUGCUGUGGAGGCUUUAUUGAACUCAGCUGCUGCAGCUGUCAACUCACAGUUUCCAGGUCUUUCUCAGAGUUCGAGCAGCAACCUGGGAGACUCCAGCAGCGACAGCGGAGCUGACAUCUCCUGCCCCAAAGGGACAGACAUGUGCCAUCGCCCGCUCGUCUUCCUCUCAUCGGCCCCUUCCUCGCUCCCCAACGCCGCCGCUUCCUCAGCUCCCUACCCACAACCCCUCAGUCCCCAGGGCCGCCUUCAUCACCACCAGCAUCACCAUCAUCAGCACCACCCGCACCACCCCAUGCAUGGCAGCCAUCACCAUCAUCACCACCCGCAGAUGAGUCAGUGCGGGGUGAAUGACCGCUUCUCUGAUGAGCAGCUGGUGAGCCUGUCAGUGCGGGAGCUGAACCGACACCUGCGGGGAGUGAGUAAGGAUGAGGUGGUGCGCUUGAAGCAGAAACGCCGCACGCUCAAGAACCGCGGCUAUGCCCAGUCCUGCCGCUACAAGCGCCUACAGCAUCGCCACGCUCUGGAGUCAGAGAAACAUGUGCUCACACAACAGUUGGAUCAGCUACAGUGUGAGCUGACUCGAGUGCUGAGGGAGAGAGACGCCUACAAGGCUCGCUACGAGAAGCUCCUCAGUACGAACCAUGGCAUCGGCGGCGACGCCCCACCGACCCGCACCAGCAACCCACCUUCCCCGCCCCCUGACUACUUCCUCUGAGUUGAACCCACAGGGAGAGGAAGAAAGAAAACAGGAAUGAGAAACCAGCCAAUGUGGAGCAAUCAAUCAAUGAUGAGUAAUCAGACUUGGAGAAGAAAACAAGGUUGUGUGUGUGUGUGUGUGUGUGUGUGUGUGUGUGUGUGUGUGUGUGUGUGUGUGUGUGUGUGUGUGUGUGUGUGUGUGUGGUGCGGCGUGUGUGUGUGUGUGUGUGUGGUGCGUGUGUGUGUUUGUGAGUGAAAGUGAACGAGAGACAUUGGCAGGCAGUUCUGGGGCGAUACAACUGUGAAAUCCACUCUUGAGUGAUUAAAGGGGAAUUGACUGCUAAUUCAUAGGGUUAGACUCUCAGCUCUAGGCUGCUUUGUGGACUGCUCUUACUUCACUGUGAAUGAUAGUUGCACAAAAAACUGUCUGAGAGUGCACCAGCGGAAAAAUAAGACUAUGAAAAAUGGAUCGGAAAAGCUUUAUCUUGCAUUAAAACGUAUCCAUAGUCCCUGACACUGCUGAACAUAUUAUCUAUGCAAUAUUAUAUAGCUGCAAUGUACUCUCCAAAUGAGUGUGAGGAUCAAACUGUAGUUGUGUGUGUGUUUUUUUUAUAAUACGCUGCUAAAGCUGCAGAGGUCUGAGUAGUGCAGUGGUGCUGGAUGUGGAGUGGUAUGGGCUUGGAUAAAGUAUCCACGGCAUGCAGUUGUAUUUGCCAGCUAACAUUUCACAGUUGCCUACCAAAGUGUUUAAGCUCACCAAGACUUGUUAUUCUUUGUAAGAUAAGAAUCCUAGAUUAAAGAAUGUACAAGGAUACCUUUCAUGGGGACCUUCCAGUGAUUGUGCUAUAUGAAUAGUGGGGAUAUUGCUCUUGUGUUUUACCAAAGAAAUCUACCUUUUGCUAGUUAGAAAUGGCGACUUUUAGCCAUUAACAGUGACAGGAAAGACUUGCCGUUUGCUCUCAAAAAUGUAUUUUUUUUUUUUUACAUACAGAGAGCUGGUAGUGUGCUGAACUAAAGCGACCGCAUAUGGUGAAAGAGAGGAAACAACCCAUCGCAGCAGGCAAAAAGAGUGUGGCAUGAUUUGUGUGGUUGUGUCCAGUUCUCCAGACAAGAGAGGCUAUUUUUGGGCAAAUUGAACACCUCUGUUACAGGGACGGUCACCAUAUUUAUGCAACAUGCAGCACCACAGAGCUGGUCACUGUGGACUCGGGUACUGUGGGCUACGGAUGCAACAGAAAAUUAACGGUGCAGGGAUUAAAAAUAAAUUAAAAAAAAUCUCUUCGCAGAGACACCUUCUUAACUGUCCCAUGGAAUCUUUGCCAGGGUUCAUGCAUUAGAGCUAUUUAUUUUGUUUGGGUGUAGGUUCAAUAAAUUGUUUAUUUAUUCACUUAUUUAUUCAGUAUUUAUUGUUUAUUUAUGUACUGAUUCUAAUUAUUUUACUUUACUGGUUUUAUUCCAUUAGCGUGUAUUUUUACUUUCCUACAGUUCAUUAUUUUACCCAUUUGUGAUUAGAAUUAACAUUAUUACAAAUACGAUGGCCAUUAUCAUGGUUUCUUGCUCCUGUUGUAGUGUGGUUUCAUAUGCACAUGAAAUAAACAAAGUACUUUACCGUC